AUGAAACUCUCAAGAGUGUUGUAUGCUCAACAUAUUGGUUUUAUGUUCAAAAAACACUGGUUGAUUCAAGGCAAACGUGUACCAAUCGAUACAGGAGUAGAACAAUAUCUGAAAGAUAAAGGAAUCAAAGUUGAAGAUGCCCUAGAUUUUAUUAAGGAGCCGGAAGUUCAUGAAAGAGUUCAUAUAGUAGGUCCAUUUGAACGAGCUCUACCACUAGAUGAAAAUCAUCCAAACUUUAAGGAAAGACCAUGCUAUACUCUUACAAAUAUGAAUGUUCUCUUAGAGGGAAUAUCUCAAGCUCAAGUGCUUACUAAAACUGUAAUUGCGGAAGACAAAUUGCCUCCAAGAAUAGAAGAGCUAGCUCAAUUACCUGCACCAAAGGCUGUUCAUGAAGGUGUUAAGAAAGCCAUUUUAAGUGCCAAUGUAUUUGAUUGUGAACAGAAAAAAUUACCUAAAAUUAAAGAUCCAGAGAGACCAGCUUACAAUUUUACAAGAAUUUUAGGCAUAACAGAUAGACGGAGAAAUCAAAUAUUAACAAAUAAGUUAAUGCAGUUAAUUGAAAAAAGCAGUGAUGUUGAUGUUACACAAAGUAAAUAUGUCUUGAAUGAUAUUGAGUGUCGUACAGUGUUUGAUAAAGAAAAUGAAUUGAUUCAAUUUAAAGAUGUCUCUAACAUUUUGGUGACUACCAACAAACCUUUGAAACAUGAAAUCGAAGAUAGAGAUAUACCAUUUAUUGAAAUACCAGACUUGUAUCCCAUAAAGCACACUGUUACUUUACCAAAACAACACUUUUAUGAUGAAGUUAGUAAAUACCCAAUUCCAUCAAAUAUGUUAUUGAAACAUCCACACACAACUUGGUUACACUACAACGCAACAGAAGUCAAGAAUUUGUAUGAGGAACCUGUGACACCAAUACAAGUGCUCGGACGAUCGCUAACACACACUUUUGCUAUUGCAUCGUCAUUUGCAAAGCAGUUAUAUGGAGAGGACAUUAAAGAUUUGCCCGAGCCGGUGUACGUCAACUGUAUUCAAACCGACGGCCAGCGCUACCACUUUGGCGUAUUGGAACUUAACACUUUAAACGUCGACGGGACGGAUGGGACUAAAAAUGUCUGGUUUUGCAAAAACGAUGUCAAAUUAUAUGACUCCAGUAGAUAUCUCGGGGCGAUGCCGGCGUUAGAGAACUAUAAUCCUGCCGUAUACGGUUACAUUAAUGCAUUUUACAAUUGUUAA
Molecule: messenger RNA, 1233 nt
Organism: Pieris macdunnoughi
Lineage: Eukaryota; Metazoa; Arthropoda; Insecta; Lepidoptera; Pieridae
Source: the annotation of a GenBank genome assembly